UCCUAUCAACAGAACCAAAUACAAAACUUGUACACCUAUUGUCCUUGAAGAAUACAAAAUCUAUAAUGAAUAUUUAGACAAAAUAUGCCAAGUGAAAAGUGGCAAACAAGGGAGAAUGAAAAGUUGGUUUGGAAAUGAAAAGUUUUCAAGCUUUUUUCUAUUACUUCCCAGUUUUCAUUACAGCCAUUGAAAUGUACUAGCUAGCCUAACCAACAAUCUUUACUUAGAUUAUGUACCUCAAAAUUCCAUAUUCUUUUGCAUGUUGUAUUUAAAAAACCAAUCUUAUUUAGGAAAACAGCAGACACCCCUACAAUUUUUAUUUGCAUCUGUUGAUAGCUUGGACAGUUAAACAUGACAUUCAAGAAAAUGGGCAUCCAUCAGUCAUCAAAAAUAUAUAAACAAAUGAUCAUAGAGAUAUGUGUUUUAUCUUCUUGCCACAAAUUGAAUUAUUCCUUUGUUGUUUAGAGUAAAAUUCUUGAAGUUGUAUACAAGUAAUAGUAGUAGUAGAUCUGCUUUAUAUCAAGCCACUGCCAAGAAGCACAGAUUCUUUUCAAAUGUGCACAUCUACAACCCUCCCUCCAAACCUAAUUACUCUUAAGAUUUUUCUAUUACAAACUCUUAUACAAACAACAUGCCACAUGUAUAUAUGUGACAGUAAGAUGAACUUGAACUACUAUUUGUAACAGAGGAAGUAGAGUAUUGUAUGUUAUUAAAAUCUGCUAUUUUUCUUUUUAGCUUUUGUUGUUUUGAUUAAUUAACUCAUUGCUCUUUGCUGCUUAAAGAUUCCAUUCAUUUGGUCCUUGUCCUUACCACUCAUAGGCUUAGAUACCUCCCCCCUACCCUACCCUACUCCCUCUAUUUUUGAGAUUUUAGGCAAUGUGCAGAGCUGGUUCACACAUACAUUUCAAUUUCAUUUUCCACCACUUUUUGAGUGUAUAAAUAGGGGUGUGGUUCCUCAACUUCAUUACAUAUCACAAGGGAAUUCUUCAACUAUUGAGAACUUAAGUUUCAUAGCCGAAAUGAGCUUCUCAAAUUCAUCAACAGGCUCUGGUAGAAGAACAUUUGAAUUUGGAGGUACAUAUGUGGUUAAGCCAAGAGGAAAACACCAGGCCACGAUAGUUUGGCUCCAUGGUCUCGGUGACAACGGGUCCAGCUGGUCACAACUCUUGGAAAGCCUCCCUCUUCCUAAUAUAAAAUGGAUAUGCCCCACUGCUCCAACUCGCCCCGUUACUUUACUAGGUGGAUUUCCUUGCACAGCAUGGUUCGAUAUGGGAGAGCUGUCUGAAGAAAGUUCGGAUGACUUGGAAGGCUUAGAUGCCUCAGCAGCACACGUAGCUAACUUGCUCUCAACUGAGCCUGCUGGCAUCAAGCUUGGUGUUGGAGGCUUUAGCAUGGGAGCUGCAACAGCUCUCUACUCUGCAACUUGCUUUGCUCGUGGCACAUAUGAGAACGGCCGCGCUUACCCUAUCACUUUGAGGGCCGUUCUCGGCCUCAGUGGUUGGCUUCCCGGAGCUAGGAGCAUGGCUAGCAAGAUUGAUAGAUCGGGCGAGGCAGCUAGGCGAGCUGCCUCUCUCCCGAUCUUCCUAUCUCACGGACUUUGUGAUGAAGUUGUUCCUCACAAACAUGGCGACAUAUCAUACCAAUCUCUUCGCAUGUCCGGUUUUCGAAAUCUAUCUUACAAGACAUAUGAAGGGAUUGGACACUAUACUGUGCCUAGAGAGAUGGAAGAUGUUAGCAACUGGCUAAAUAUGGCCAUGAGGUUUUAGGAUUUAGGGUGCUAUUGGUUUGUGAGGGUUACUCGAUUCGACUUGACUUCACUCGACUCGACUCAACUCUAACUCAUUAAAAUUGGGAAAAUAAAAGGAUAGUGCUGUAGAUUUGUAGCAAGAGAUGUGGCUUGCAAAUGUGCAAUGUAAUUAGUGGUUUAUCUUCUACUAUAUGCUUUUAUUGGCUUUGAUAUGA
Messenger RNA from Salvia hispanica, 1962 nucleotides. RefSeq lists its product as uncharacterized. Gene Ontology annotation, molecular function: hydrolase activity. The record is from RefSeq and is a predicted model, not a curated record. Lineage: Eukaryota; Viridiplantae; Streptophyta; Magnoliopsida; Lamiales; Lamiaceae.